UCAGCGUCCAUAUAGCCAGCAACAGUUGCCGUCCACCCGUCAGCCCAGAGUUGCAGUUGCAUUGCCACUUGGUAGAGCACGUCCGACUGGUACACUUCUUCUCGCCGCCGACAACCUAUUCCGCGUCCACGAGCCGUCCAUCGUACAUUAUUGUACCUGCGCCUGCUCCGAGCACUUUUAAUAUAACAUAUCACGUAUCUUAUAUACAAACAUGUGUAAUACCAACAAUAAUCCUGAGGUUAUAAACAUGAAUAAAACAGUAGCGGAAAAGAAAGACGAAGCAAACGAUAAAAUUUCAAAUGCAUCUGCGCUAAUGCAUAUGAUCAAAUCCACCAUUGGUGGUGGAUUUCUAGCCAUGCCCGAAGCCUUUCAUAACGCUGGACUGUUGGUGGGAACAGUGGGCACGAUGGUUCUUGGAAUGGCCGUCCUAAAUAUGAUGUCCUUCAUCGUUCGUAUCUCUCAGAAAUUGCGAUCCGGUAAAUACGCUGCCGCAAUUUUGGCAGAACAAAAUAAAAAUAAUGAUGGGAUCGAAGGCGGUCAUACCGGACAGCCGAUUGAUAUUAAUAGCAGUGAACUAGUGUUGGAACCAAUGGACUACCCGGACACAGUGGAGGCAGUGUUUAAGUACGGCUCAGGAGGCCGCUUCGCAUCAUGGGCCCCACUUGCCAAAAAGUUGACCACUGUCUCAUUGAUCGUGACUUAUUACGGGGUCAACAUCAUCUACGUGUGCAUCGUGGCGAGCACCACCAAGCAACUGGUCGAUCUUCAUACUAAGGAUUCAGAAAUGGGAACAUGGAGCUAUGCAAUGCACGGUUUGUCAGUCCGCUGGUAUCCAUUGUUUGUAGCGUCCCUGAUCAUCCCCAUGGGAAUGGUUCAGUUGAUAAGAUAUCUUGUACCGUUUUCCAUCAUUGCCAACGGUCUCAUUUCGGCAGGGACCGUCAUACUAUUUUAUUUUAUUUUCACUAAUGACAACGGACGGAACCCUCUAAGCCAAGAAGAACGUGCCAAAUUGGUGGUGUGGCCAAUGACUCGCUGGACGCUGUUCGCGGGAAGUGCUCUCUGCUCGAUGGAGGGCGUCGGAAUGCUGAUGCACAUUGAAAAUUCCAUGAAAAAACCGCGUGAACUCGCCGGACCACCCGGAUACACUCUACACUGGUCAAUGUUGAUAAUUGUAAUACUCAACGGUGCUUUGGGAUUUUUUGGUUAUAUACGUUACGGAGAACGAUGUUUAGGCAGCAUACCGCUUAAUUUACCAUCAGAAAACAGUCUUUCUGAGGGUGUGAAAAUUGUUGUUACCUUGGGAAUAUUAAUGACCUACGGUCUUCAGCUGACCGUCACCGCAGACCUUGUGUGGCAAUGGCUGAAAAGGAAGAACGAUACGAACGUUUUUCCGAGAGCUGGAUCGGCCACACAAGAAGUGUCAGAAAUGAACUAUCAAUAUAAAUUAAUGAGAUUUUCACUGAUCAUCGGAACCGUAAUUGUGGCGACUGUGGUGCCAGAUGUAGGGCCAAUGAUCUCACUCGUUGGCUCUGUUGGUUUUUCAGUCCUUGGUCUAUUAGUACCCGCAGCCUUGGAAACUGUGUGGUACUGGGAGCUGACAAACGAGGAGGACUUUGAAGAAAUGGAUGAUGUCGAAUUGGAGGACGUGAUUGGAUUGGCGUCAGCAGCGGCGCUGACUUCAAGAAAUGAGAAUUCCAAAAUAGCUAAACGGAAAAUCGCCACACGUAGAGCCUUAAGACAUUUUAAAAAUUCUUCAUACGUAAUAUUAGCUUUGUCUGCGUUAGCCGGUGGCACGUUUUAUAAUCUGAGAGAAAUGUUUUCCAUGGCUCCUAACUACACUUAAUAUAAUAUAAAUAUUAUUAAUAUUAUUUUUUUAAAGACUGCUAAUGUACAUAAUAUUUAACAUAACUGUUAUUACACUCGUUGCUGUUUUGAAUUUCCUACGAUGUUGCUCAUAUAUUAUGUCUAUACCGUUAUACCUUUAGCAACUGAUUUGUUUUGCUUGCGUUUUUCGUAAGAUGUUUAGCUAUUAUUUUUAA
Messenger RNA from Metopolophium dirhodum (rose-grain aphid), 2039 nucleotides. Its product is annotated as proton-coupled amino acid transporter-like protein pathetic. Gene Ontology annotation, biological process: amino acid transmembrane transport. The record is from RefSeq and is a predicted model, not a curated record. The transcript has 9 exons. Bases 212 to 1843 code for a protein of 543 amino acids. Gene Ontology annotation, cellular component: vacuolar membrane. Gene Ontology annotation, molecular function: amino acid transmembrane transporter activity. NCBI's taxonomy places the organism in Eukaryota, Metazoa, Arthropoda, Insecta, Hemiptera, Aphididae.